This is a messenger RNA of Eremothecium gossypii ATCC 10895, 1188 nucleotides long. It is a transcript of the gene TAZ1, whose product is annotated as lysophosphatidylcholine acyltransferase. Gene Ontology annotation, molecular function: 1-acylglycerophosphocholine O-acyltransferase activity. Gene Ontology annotation, biological process: cardiolipin acyl-chain remodeling; inner mitochondrial membrane organization. The record is from RefSeq and is marked provisional. Gene Ontology annotation, cellular component: mitochondrial membrane. The transcript has a single exon. Bases 1 to 1188 code for a protein of 395 amino acids. NCBI's taxonomy places the organism in Eukaryota, Fungi, Ascomycota, Saccharomycetes, Saccharomycetales, Saccharomycetaceae.
AUGUCGCUACCGGACGUCCUGCGGCGCGGGGAUGAAUUCCUCAGUGAAUAUCCUAGGCAAUCUGUGCUUUGGCAAUGGGCAUCUCAUGGGACUUGCAUGGCAACGAUCGCUGCGUCGAAAGCAUUCUUGAAGUUAUUUUAUAAUGUGCGCCUAACGCAUGUGGAUAAGCUCGAAAAUGCGCUGGAACGGACGGUGGCGGAGAACAGAGGGCUCCUGACGAUAAUGAAUCACAUGUCGGUGGUGGACGACCCGUUUUUGUGGGCGGCACUGCCGUGGAGGAUUUAUCGGCAUAUGGACCAGAUGCGGUGGUGUCUCGGCGCACAGAACGUUUGUUUCCAGAAUAGAGGACUAGCGGCGUUCUUUUCGUUAGGCAGGGUUCUAUCCACCGAGAGGUUUGGGGCGGGCCCGUUCCAGGGUUCCAUCGAGGCCUCCAUCCGGCUGCUGUCUCCGGACGACACGCUGGAUCUGGAGUGGACCCCGCACUGCGAGAAGCCGCUCGAGUCGCCUCAGCUGCUGGAGCCGAUGAGGAAGGUUGAGUAUAUCCCGCCUGUGCGGCGUGUGCGGCCGUCGUGGGUCCAUGUGUUCCCGGAGGGCUUUGUGCUACAGCUGGAGCACCCACACGCCAACUCGAUGAGGUACUUCAAGUGGGGCAUUACACGGAUGGUCCUGGAGAGUACCAAGCCGCCGAUCAUUGUGCCGAUUUUUGCGACUGGCUUUGAGAAGAUAGCGCCAGAGUCGGCUGCUGGGACCGUUGUGGAGCGCUACUUGCCGCGGAACUUCGGCGCAGAAAUUAAUGUGACAAUAGGAGAUACUGUCGACGAUAACAUUAUAGAAUCGCUUCGUGCAGAGUGGCGCAGUCUAGUGGAAAAGUACCAUGAUCCAGAAAACCCCACCGAUCUCACCCCGGAGCUGCGUGAUGGCCAAGAAGUAAGAGACCUUCGAUCCAGGGUAGCGGCUAUAUUGCGCGAACAUGUAGCUGCCAUUCGCCAUGAGAACCACGGCCUACCGCUUGAGGACGAAAGGUUUAAGUCUCCUGCUUGGUGGAAGAAGUAUACGCAUACUGAAGGCGAAUCGGCGAAAGAUGUGCGCUUUAUCGGCCAGAACUGGGCCAUUAAAAGAUUGCAGGAGCCGAGUAGAGAUUACAGCGAUCCAAUCUCCAGCAGCAACAAUGAUGAUAGAAAGAAAUAG